AUGACCAGUCUUGCAGAAAAGGUAGCUCAAGCUGCACUUGACUGCUUCUCUGCCCUCCCACAGAAAUGUAAGCCCCGCACUGCUGCCGGUGGGCGGAAGGAGUGGACGCCCCUGGCUGCGGUGGUGAUUAGUCGCGGGCAUGACGAUGCCAUCGUUGAGUGUCUCUCCCUUGGGACAGGGACGAAGUGUCUUCCGGCCGUCGCUGUACCCAAUUGUCACGGCGCCGUCUUGCACGAUUCGCACGCUGAAGUAUUGGCUCUUCGUGGCUUCAACCGUUGGCUCCUGCAAGAAAUUCACUACCAGCUCGUUAACUUGAACUACACAUCGCCUUACCUUAUCCGGCAGAUACCACGAGAAGGCGAUCGACACUCCAAACCUUUCCGUCUCGCAGACGAUGUCUCGCUCUAUUUCUUCGCGACCGAAGCGCCUUGCGGCGAUGCUUCCAUGGAGUUGCUGAUCGGUUCCAAAACUCCCGAAGAUGCAAUUCCAUGGGAACUACCCAGUUCAGACAGUUCGCUGCCCGGCAGAGGACACUUUUCGAUACUCGGCGCAGUGCGGCGAAAGCCAGCCCGGGCAGAUGCACAGGCGUCCAUGUCGAAAUCGUGUUCCGAUAAGCUUGCCAUCAAGCAGGCAACCAGUAUCCUCAGCUUCCCUGUGGACUUGUUGGUGCAACGAACCCCGAACACAUUUCUAUCCGCACUCAUCAUUCCCUCUAGUCAAUACAACGAGACUGGGUACCAUAGAGCAUUUGGGCCGACAGGCAGGAUGCAGAGCAUCGACUCUGACAACGUGCUGUUUUUCAAUGUCAUCAGUCUGCCCCACAACGCAGUUCGGUUCCAGUUUGAGAAACGUCGUAAUGACCUGGAGCCCGCAAAAGCGAGCAACGUGUCUGCGCUUUGGAUUCGCGGGUAUAACGAAAUCGCUGGUCAUUCCAUCGAGGUGCUCCUCAACGGUGUCAAGCAGGGCUUCAAACAGUUUGAGCAUCACCGAGGUAAGGAGAGCAUGGUCUGCCGAAAACAGAUGUGGCUGCAAGGUUCCAUUAUCAUUCGACUGCUGCAAGUAGACGCUCUGAAUGAUGGCACUCUCAGCUACAAGAACGCCAAGAACGACCCAGCUCGUUCAGCCUGUGUUGAAAUACGGAACACAGCCACCCAACGCCUCGGCAACUGGCACAAGAAUGCAGGCGAUGAUGCCUGGACCUUGACGUGA
Messenger RNA from Cyphellophora europaea CBS 101466, 1209 nucleotides. RefSeq lists its product as uncharacterized. Gene Ontology annotation, molecular function: tRNA-specific adenosine-37 deaminase activity; RNA binding. The transcript has a single exon. Gene Ontology annotation, biological process: tRNA wobble adenosine to inosine editing. Bases 1 to 1209 code for a protein of 402 amino acids. The record is from RefSeq and is a predicted model, not a curated record. NCBI's taxonomy places the organism in Eukaryota, Fungi, Ascomycota, Eurotiomycetes, Chaetothyriales, Cyphellophoraceae.